AUGGCAGCGAUCAAACAACUCGUCACCUCAGCGGUGACAACAUUUCGUGGGAAGGCGUCAAGAGACUGGGAACCCACCGACGACAUUCGGCUUUGCAACGAGAUAUGGCCUGCAUUGGUUGAAGCAUACCCUCUACAUCCCGAUCAGUAUUCCCACUUGGCGGCAUUCGCUAAAGACCAAAUCUCAAAGCUGCGAACUCUUCGACCACAACGGCUAGGAAUUGAAACAGAUAUAGCCACCUUGGCGGAAUAUUUACGCACCUUAAUUAAUCAACCCCAAGAAAAUGUCAUACAAGGCUUCCAACAAUUUUUACAACUAGAUGAAGAAUCGAGUGCCGACCACAACUCGGUGACGAGGAUUCUUGGGGUUUUAGCUUCACUAUGUCUCACAACUACCAUUGCAACAGACAGGGAUGCCGAGAAAGCAGACCAUGCCCCUGUUAGGUGGGAGAAAAAUAUAUCUUUACAGGCCGCCAUCGAUUCUUACAUGGAAAGAAAAGAUGCCACAGAAUGGUCUGUUUCGAAGUCAGCAAUUGAUCAGAGGUUGACACUGCAUAAUUUAGUAGCAAAUUAUGGCUUCGAAGUGGACUGGACUAGCGACUUCAACGAACACCUCAGAAUCGAUGAAUCGACAAAGGUUCUAUCAAUAUAUGAACACAAGGUCUGGCUCUAUGCACACCUGCGACCAAAUACGGAAUGUCCGCUUCCCAGAACCGCCAUGGAAGAAUGUCUCGAUACCCUCAACGUCCUCUUUCCACACCACGAACCAAGCACAGCCACCUUUCUCAAGAGCCGAGGACGCAGUUUCCAUUUGCUCGGAAGCUGCGGCCGUAAAUCGUCGAGGGAUCUCAGAGACUACCCCCGCUGGGGACGAAAUCUUGACCAACUCCUCAGGGUAUUGGAAGGUCCUCCAUCAGGAAUCCGGCAGCUUCUUCCCAAGCCGAAAGAGGGCAAGCUGCUAGACUUGGUCAACUUUUGGAUAGCCCUGUCAGUAGCGUUUCUGACAGGAAUUAGCUUCAUAUUUGGGUUGAUGGCUGUCAUAUUUGCCAAGAUGUCGUAUGACGUUUCCGUAGAGUCGCUACGCCUAACCCGCGAGCAGUAUCUUCUAUCGCUGGCUCAGGCGUGUUCCGGCAGAGAGGUUCCAGACGCUGUUCGUCGGUUUGCGAUGCAACUUGUAUCAAGUCACGACAUGAAAAAGACGAUUCGAAUGUUUGAUCGUAUACGAACGGAAGAGAAAGAGAAUAAAGUUCAACAGCAAUGA
Clonostachys rhizophaga is the source of this 1260-nucleotide messenger RNA. Lineage: Eukaryota; Fungi; Ascomycota; Sordariomycetes; Hypocreales; Bionectriaceae. The record is from the annotation of a GenBank genome assembly.